Pogona vitticeps (central bearded dragon) is the source of this 3489-nucleotide messenger RNA. RefSeq names its product ETS proto-oncogene 1, transcription factor (gene ETS1). Gene Ontology annotation, molecular function: sequence-specific DNA binding; DNA-binding transcription factor activity, RNA polymerase II-specific. Gene Ontology annotation, biological process: regulation of transcription by RNA polymerase II; cell differentiation. Gene Ontology annotation, cellular component: nucleus. NCBI's taxonomy places the organism in Eukaryota, Metazoa, Chordata, Lepidosauria, Squamata, Agamidae. The record is from RefSeq and is a predicted model, not a curated record.
AUCUGCCAGGUAGUUGGACAGAGCCCUUAGCUAAGCGUGGAUAGAAAAACCUCUGGAGACGCGCACUGCCUUUUCUCCCUUAUUCUCUCCACAGGCAUCUCAGAGAUGAUGAGUUACUACAUGGACACAACAAUAGGAAGUUCAGCUCCCUACUCAUUGGCCUGCCCAGUGAUGAUGAGACAGGGGGACGUCAAUCCUUAUGAAGAUCCAUGGAUGACCUGUGGGUUCCAGUCCACCUGCUACCAGCAGAGGGCGAUGUACCCACUCUGGGAUGAGACAGCCAUUCAGGAAGUCCCUACAGGGCUCGAGUGUCAUAGCACAGAUAUGGAAUGUGCGGAUGUGCCUUUGUUAACGCCAAGCAGCAAAGAAAUGAUGUCACAAGCAUUAAAAGCCACCUUCAGUGGCUUCGCGAAAGAACAACAACGAUUGGGAAUUCCCAAAGAUCCUCAGCAAUGGACAGAGACCCACGUACGAGACUGGGUGAUGUGGGCAGUGAAUGAGUUCAGUCUGAAAGGUGUGGACUUCCAGAAGUUCUGUAUGAAUGGAGCUGCCCUAUGUGCCUUAGGCAAGGACUGCUUCCUUGAGCUGGCUCCAGACUUUGUAGGAGAUAUUCUCUGGGAACAUCUGGAGAUCCUACAGAAAGAAGACAUAAAGCCAUAUCCAGCGAAUGGGACAAAUGCAGCUUUCCCAGAAUCCCGCUACACAUCAGACUACUUCAUUAGCUAUGGCAUUGAGCAUGCUCAGUGUGUCCCUCCAUCAGAAUUUUCUGAGCCCAGUUUUAUUACAGAGUCCUACCAGACCCUUCAUCCAAUCAGCUCUGAGGAGCUUCUGUCCCUCAAAUAUGAGAACGAGUACCCAUCAGUCAUCCAUCGCGACCCUGUGCAUGAAUCCUUGCCAACAGACUACUUCACAAUCAAGCAGGAAAUUGGGACACCGGAUAUGUGCAUGGCACGUGGUGGCCGAGGUAAACUUGGGGGCCAGGAUUCCUUUGAAAGCAUAGAGAGCUAUGACAGCUGUGAUCGGCUGACACAAUCCUGGAGUAGCCAGUCAUCUUUCCAGAGCCUCCAACGUGUCCCUUCUUAUGACAGCUUUGACUCUGAGGACUAUCCAGUUGCCUUACCCAACCACAAGCCCAAAGGCACCUUCAAGGACUAUGUUCGAGACCGGGCCGACAUGAACAAGGACAAACCUGUCAUUCCUGCUGCUGCUCUGGCUGGUUACACAGGUAGUGGACCCAUUCAACUAUGGCAAUUCUUGCUGGAGCUUCUGACAGACAAGUCCUGCCAGUCCUUCAUCAGCUGGACAGGGGAUGGCUGGGAAUUCAAGCUUUCUGAUCCUGAUGAGGUUGCAAGGAGAUGGGGCAAGAGGAAAAACAAGCCAAAAAUGAACUAUGAGAAGUUGAGUCGUGGAUUGCGUUACUACUACGACAAGAACAUCAUCCACAAGACUGCGGGAAAGCGCUACGUCUACCGUUUCGUGUGCGACCUGCAGAGCUUAUUGGGAUACACCCCCGAGGAGCUCCAUGCCAUGUUGGAUGUGAAGCCGGACGCCGAUGAAUGAACGGAACACGUAGUCUGGAACAGAAGUCCAUGCUGACGAUUCCCUGUGUCUUAUCUAGAAGUUCUGUUGGACUUGGUGACACCUCUUUUUCUUCCCGUGGGUCAUGAUUUUCCUUUAAAAAAAGAACAAGAAAGAAAGAAAUUCAAGUCUGCAUUGAUUGAGAAAAGAUGAGAAGUUAAGCUGAUUGAUGAAACUGUGCCAUAGUUUGGCUGGGAAGAAAAAAGAAAUUGAAAUGUCCUUUCAAGAUUUUUAUAUAGGGUUGACAUUUUUAAAAGCCGGAGGGGGGGGGACAGCUUAAAAGUCAACCAUCAUGUCACAGAUUAUUUAAUUAAUCCAUUCACCAUCUCCUUUCCAUCCCGUGUCACAAACUGACAAUCUAGGAGUUUCCAUAGCUCGCUCUCUUUUAGUAGAGGAUGGUCUUAAUCGGCAGGUUGUUCUAUUUUGUGGGGGAACCUUGUCACAAUAGCCAAGAACUGUGGUCCCAGAUAAUUUUGCAUUUCAGUAUAUUAUAUUUGGGUAUGUUUUCUUGUUUUGUUUUGUUAGAUAGGACCAAACCUUUUUCUAAUUUGUAAAAACAACAACAGAAGUUAUUUUGUUAAAUUUUGUGCCAGUAUUUUUUUUUAAAUAGUCUUAAGCUCUAAGGUGGUUUCAGUACUGCAAUAUUGUGUUUUGUUUUUGUUUUUUUAUUCUUAUGCCAGCACAGUUUUAAGUGAGGGGAAAGACAGUAUCUUCUAUAGACCCACCUGGAACAGACAGAUUGAAAAGAUCACUAGAAUAAAACUAGAGAUGGGAAGCAAGACUUGUGAAUGGCCAUUUCUCUUUAUAUGAAUGGACAUUUCUCUUUAUAUGAAUGGCCAUUUCUCUUUAACACUGGUCCUCCAGCAAGCACUUUACCUUCUUGUCUUGUCAGUAGAGCCAGCAGAUCUCCAUUGUGGCCAUUUGGGCAAUAUUUCAAACAAUAAUGCCAUUUUCACAUUAGGAAUUUAUGCCCAUUCCUUCUCAACCUUCUUAAGUAAUGACUCCUAUUUCUACAUUAAAAUUUAGCAGUUACCUUGAACACACCUGAUCCCUUCUGAUUUUGGAUCAAGGGUCAAGCUUGGUUAUUCUUUGGAGGGGAGACCUACUAGGAAUCAUAGAAAUCUCUUGGUAAGAUCAAGGAGGAAUUCUUCUUCACACCUUGGGUAGCUGCUGUCAGUCAGAUACCAGUAUAGAUGGGCCAGUAGUCUGAUGCUGUCUAGGGCAUCUUCCUUUUCUCCUUCCUUUUUUUGUAAUCUAGAAAUGGGGAACAUCUGGAGCUGCAGAUGUUUUUAGACUGUAAUGCCCAUUGUCCCUUAUACUUUGUAUGUUGACUAGGAUGACUGGGGACUUUCGAUCUGGACAACAUUGCCCAUGUUGUAGUGACAUUGUUGGAAUAGGACUCAAUAGAAUGUGGAUAUGAAAUUCACUGAGUGAUAUUAGUCUUAUGCUGAUACAAGUUGCCCUUCCCUAUUUUUUCAUGAACUAAACCAGUUAUCUUUUCUAUACUUAGUCAUUGUCAUUCCAGUUUAGAGGAAGAGGUGACUAUAUCCAGGUGACACAAACAUAAGGCAAAAGGCAUCACAUUUCUAGCCAGCAAUUAACAAGUCCCCACAGGCCAGUGGUGACUUCUUAAUUGCCUGUUGAAAUGACUUAAUAUUAUGCCUUUUGGUUUCUCCAUGCUUUCAUAAAGGAGCAGGAUCUCAACCAUUAUCUUGUUAAUACCCUAAAUUGGACAAAAUUACUUUUGAAGUCCCUUCCAAUCCUAUGAAUUUAUGAUCCCACUCUGAGGACUGGAAAAGAAGGCAGAGGUUGUGAUUUUCUCAAAGUUGUUGAAGUUGUUCAGGGAUUUGAAAUGAGAACACCAAACGUAAGUGCCUGACCUCAAAGUAUACAAUCCCAAAAUAACAAAAA